AUGUUUUUCACAAUUUCGUACUUGGUUGUAUUCACGUUGAUACUAUGUGAUGGAUAUACACGUCACACGAACCUUAAAUGUGAGGUACUAGAAAAGUCAGUGAUCAAAAUACCCAUGUGUAAACUGAAAGUUAUGGGUCGUGGUCGUAUCGCUGCCAAUGUUGAACUGGAUAUAUUACAACUGCCAGUAGAAAGUAUCCAGGUCAAAUACAGUGUUUUUAAAAAACAAAAUGUAUAUUUGCCUUUUCUUUUCAACGUCUCUCUUGAUUUUUGCCACUUCAUGAAACAUCCGAAUCGCUUAAAUGUUUUCUACUACUUUCAUAGGGCUCUUAUGCCAUAUACCAAUUGGAACCAUACUUGCCCAUAUAAUCAUAAAAUAAUCAUCAAGGAUUUUGUACUGACUGACGAGAUGUUUGCCAAGGUGCCUAUACCAGAAGGCAGCUAUAUGUUUGACGUGAAGGUAGCCUCUAACUACACGUGGGUGGCCAACUUUCAUGCUUACUUUGACGCGAAUCUGAAGCAAAAUUUUGCGAAAAGAACAAAUUAAUUCAAAUAAAUAACAACUUUGU
Drosophila grimshawi is the source of this 568-nucleotide messenger RNA. RefSeq lists its product as uncharacterized. Bases 1 to 546 code for a protein of 181 amino acids. NCBI's taxonomy places the organism in Eukaryota, Metazoa, Arthropoda, Insecta, Diptera, Drosophilidae. The transcript has 2 exons. The record is from RefSeq and is a predicted model, not a curated record.